AUGUGCGUCCAGAGUGCCCACAGAGACCUCCUGGCCCCGGCCACCUCUCCGUGUCCUUCCCGGUCUGGAGACACACGUCCCUUCUGUAGCCAACAGCGCAACAAAACACAGAAGCGCCUGCCCUUGGACACGGGGGUGGGUGGGCGGACGCACCAGGCGGACUUUAAAUCCGAAGGAGGCGAGGAGUGUGCCCUCCGGGAGCAGAGGUGUGCCAGGAGGUUUCUCCGGGAGGGAGGUGGGGCGGAGAAGAGACAGGCACCGAAAGACAGAGCAAAGCCAAACGGAGAGCUGCUCAACUCCACCAGGAAAGGCCGCUCAGCUGGGCUGUUGUGCGGCAAUCCCUCAAGGCCCCCAGGCCCGCCGCUCCUGGUAGAUGCCUGGCUGGUGCCCCUGUUCUUCGUGCUGCUGAUGGUGGUGGGGCUGGUCGGCAACGUGCUGGUGGUCUACGUGGUCACCAAACACAAGCCGAUGAGGACCGUGACCAACUUCUACAUUGCCAACCUGGCCGCCACGGACAUCAUCUUCCUGGUGGUCUGUGUCCCCUUCACGGCUGCGCUGUAUCCGCUUCCCGGCUGGAUCUUUGGUGAGGUCAUGUGUAAGCUGGUCAACUACGUCCAACAGGUCUCCGUGCAAGCCACGUGCAUCACCCUGACGGCCUUGAGCGUGGACCGGUGGUACGUGACGGUGUUCCCGCUCCGAGCCCUGAGGCAGCGCACCCCGCGUGUCGCCGCGGCCAUCAGCCUGGGCACCUGGGUGGGGUCCUUUCUGGUCUCCAUCCCAGUGCUGAUGUACAACCAGCUGACGGAAGGCUACUGGUUUGGCCCCCAGACCUACUGCAGCGAGUCCUUCCCUUCCAUCCACCACCAGCAGGCCUUCAUCCUCUACAACUUCCUGGCCGUUUACCUCUUCCCUUUGCUCACCCUCCUCCUCUGCUAUGCCGCCAUGAUCCACCAGAUGGGGCGCCCGGCCAUCGAGCCAGCCAACCACCCCUGCCAGGUGCAGCCGCUGGCCGAGCGCUCGGCGGCCACACGGGCCAGGAUCUCCCGGAUGGUGGCUUUGGUGGUGGCCCUCUUUGCGGUCUGCUGGGGCCCCGUGCAGUUUCUCCUCCUCCUCCAGGCCUUUGGAUCGGGGCUCCCACACAGCUACUCUGCCUACAAGGUGAAGACCUGGGCCCACUGCAUGUCCUACGCCAACUCCUGCGUCAACCCCAUCGUCUAUGCCUUCAUGGGUACCAACUUCCGGAAGGCCUUCCAGAAAGUCUUCCCGUCGGCCUUCAAGCGGCGGGUGGGGGCCUCGGGCCCUGCCAGGAAGGCCCUCGCUGACACCGAGAUGCAGUUUGUCUCCUCGGGGAUGUAA
Molecule: messenger RNA, 1356 nt
Organism: Pogona vitticeps (central bearded dragon)
Lineage: Eukaryota; Metazoa; Chordata; Lepidosauria; Squamata; Agamidae
Source: RefSeq, a predicted model, not a curated record